Aegilops tauschii subsp. strangulata is the source of this 2316-nucleotide messenger RNA. RefSeq lists its product as uncharacterized. NCBI's taxonomy places the organism in Eukaryota, Viridiplantae, Streptophyta, Magnoliopsida, Poales, Poaceae. Gene Ontology annotation, biological process: meristem maintenance; meristem development. The record is from RefSeq and is a predicted model, not a curated record.
UGCAUGUAGUAGGCCUACUUCAGUUUUUUUGAAUUGAAAAGAUAAUCGUGUUGACAAGAAUGCUUUGUUGAAAUUGUUAGGAUGGUUUGGCUUCUCGAUGAUUAUUGGGACAAAUAACACCGGUCGUACGCUAUGUCGGUGGAGCAGCUGGAGCUUGCACCUCUGAAGCUUUGGUCUCACGAGAUCAGCCUUGGAUGGAUGCGCUAUGAUGAGCGGUACACACCGUAUGUAAGGGAGGCAGGACUUCUCCCUUUCAUUCAGUUGGUCCGCCGGUCGACGCCACCCAACAAUGCUGCAGCACUCACCGCGCUUAUUGAUCAUUGGAGGCCGAAGACACACACUUUCCAUCUUCGGACCGGGGAGAUGACCGUGACGCUGCAGGAUAUUGCUAUGAUCACCGGUCUUUCUAUUAAUGGCAAUCCUUUAUGUAUGAACACCGAUUUUGAUGGGUGGCGCGCGCAGAUGCAUGCCCAUAUCGGUAUGGUUCCUUCGGAGCCUCGGGAACCAGAAGCAGAAAAUAAGAAGGAAAGAGUCGCAGCGGGCGCUACUUUCACGUGGAUAUCAUCGAACUUCAGUCAUUGCCCUGAGGAUGCUAAUAAGGACAUGGUGAAGACAUAUGCUCGUGUCUACAUGUGGUACGUGAUAUCCAGGACAAUGUUUGCUGAUGGCACAGGCAAGAAUGCUCCAUGGAUGUGGCUGAAGGCGUUGACCGUCUUCGAUAGCAAAUGGAGUUGGGGUUCGGCGACACUGGCUUACUUGUAUCGACAGUUGGACGAAGCCUGUUGUAGGCACACUGGAGGUAUUGGUGGUUGUCUGCUCGCACUUUCCAUAUGGAGCUGGGAGCGUUUGCCGGUUGGACGACCGAAGACCGUGAAGUACGAGGAUUGGGACGAUAAAGACGACCCACUACGGCUCCCCACUUGGGCUUACAAGUGGGAUGUGUUAAAUGAGACGACGGAUGAUCCCUCGGUAAUGUAGAAGUUGUACAAGAGCGAGCUGGACGCGAUCACGCCUGAGCAGGUGGAAUGGGAGCCGUAUGGAAAAGGAGAGAGUUUUGGUAACCCUAUGGAGUUCAGGCUGAAUCCGAUGUGCACUAGGGAUAGGGAUCUCUGGCAUAUGCGGUGCCCACUGAUAUGCAACUGGGCGGUUGAGCUUCACCUGCCACAUCGGGUGUUUCGCCAGUUUGGUUUGUUCCAGCCACACCCGCCGGAGUGGGAGGACACGGACAAGUUGCUACACGCGUUGGAUAGGAAAAAGCUGCGGAAGAUCAAGGAUUGGGCCAAGCAUCACAUCAAGUAUGUCGUGCAGUUCGCUCUUAGUGUGGAGCAAGCAAGGGCUGGAAAACGAGCCCAGCUUCGUGAGCACUGCCCGAUCGCGUUCAACAACUAUCUCACAUGGUUUCCUGCAAGUACCCACGUGGAGGUAUGCCAGCCGGCGUAUGCUGAGGAGAUUCUGGAAGAACCCACCGUUUUUGAUGAGGUAGCCCAGCACCAGUACAACGCAUUAGUCAGGAAAGGCAACUCAGUGAUCCCUUCAGCUCCAAUGAUGAACUUUGUGCAUGCCCAGAUCAAGAAAGCAGCUGAUGAGACCGAGACUAUUCUGGAAACAACCCCGGCUGGCAAAAGCGAUGGGGAAGGUGCACUUCGAGCAUUCAUUAAGCGCCAGGGCCAAAAGUUAAGGCGGCUAUCAAACCUUUUCGGUUGUCGUGACCCCGAGUAUGUAUCACCAGAACGGUCUAGGUCAGCGACACCAUCAGAUCCCGCUUCGGGGCAGGGCCAUGGUGAACCUUUCGAGGAUGAGGACGUGGGUGUGGUCACCCAAGAGGUUGCUGAUGAUAUGACCGUGGGGAGGUACCAGGCUCGGUCUGCAUACGAGUUGAAGCCUAGGACGGGAAUCAACAAGUACACACCUGAAGACUUCACCCAAAGAGGCCAAAGAGGCAAAAGGACGGUCGGCACCUCGUGGAUGGCGGCUUUGGAUGACUAUUUGGAUGACGUGGACGAACCGGAGCCGGAGCGGGUUCCUCUUCCUAGGAAGGUGAAGAAGAUAAGCGUCAAGAGGGGGGAGGAGCCAGCGAGCGUGGAAAGCACUAGUCAUCGUCAUUUUUUUAUAAUGUUGAACUUAGAGUGGAAUUUGUUAUGUCGUUGAACUUGGAGUGGUCGUACCUUUUAGUAAUGUGGAAUUUGUUAUGUCGUUGAACUUGGAGUGGUGGUAGCUCUAUGUUAAACUUGAACUUAUUGUGAUGGUCCUUUGUAAGAAAUGAUGUCUGUGGUGAACCCUUUUUGAACCUUAAUGUUUAUUAUACGAAUUGUUGAA